Messenger RNA from Daktulosphaira vitifoliae (grape phylloxera), 882 nucleotides. Its product is annotated as chymase-like. Bases 1 to 882 code for a protein of 293 amino acids. The record is from RefSeq and is a predicted model, not a curated record. NCBI's taxonomy places the organism in Eukaryota, Metazoa, Arthropoda, Insecta, Hemiptera, Phylloxeridae. The transcript is spliced from 4 exons. Gene Ontology annotation, biological process: proteolysis. Gene Ontology annotation, molecular function: serine-type endopeptidase activity.
AUGAAAUCGUACCUCCUUACUUUAAACGUACUAGUAUGCUUAAUUUCAUUAGAAAAUGUAGCGACCUCGGUUACAAAACAAGAUUUCGUGGCUAGUGGUAAGCGAUUUGAUCCAAUGGAUUAUCCUUACGUCGUUGGCUUGAGGAUACGUUCGAAUUUUAGGAAAUUUUCCAUUUGCACCGGUACACUGGUAGCUCCCGUUUUUGUGUUAACAGCCGGCCAUUGCACUCAUGAAAAAUUGCCGUCUAGUAUUAAAGUAUACCAUGGAAGUCCAGUGGACGAAUUCGUCCCUCAACGAUCAGUUCGUCGAAUUUACAGUCAUGUCGAUUACAAUCAUAUUACGAUGAAAGCCGAUAUUAGUAUUAUACAGAUCUACAGUCCGUUUAACGUGCAUAGGUAUGUAAAACUUUCAGGACAUCCGGGAAAUUUCGAAAACUACACUGAAUUAAAGUGUAAUGUUCUUGGUUUUGGGCAGACACAAUAUGGCGAGGCCGGUAAUAUGGGAUACAUUACUAGAGCUCUAGUUCGAUACGGCCCGAAAGCAUGCAAGGAUUACAAUAAGCACAAUAUACCUUUGACGUGGCCAGAGUAUUUGUGUUCAAAACCUGAUGUUCACAUGAUUUGUCCUGGAGACAGUGGAGGCCCAAUGAUUUGUCGAGGCUUCCAGUACGGCAUAGCGAGUCAUGGAUACGAUUUUCACGACCCAGAAAGAGAAGUAAAAUGCGGAAGUGCUACUGUUCAAACCAGACAUUUAUUUGUUUAUCCGUAUAAAGAGUGGAUAAAUGAAAUAUUGUCGAAUGAAUCAAAUAAUUUCCUAGGAAGUUUAGUAACCGUACUGAUUUCACAGUUAACAAUAGGUUUAUUUACGUCAAUUCAUGUGUAA